Messenger RNA from Elaeis guineensis (African oil palm), 931 nucleotides. RefSeq names its product calcium-binding protein KIC. Lineage: Eukaryota; Viridiplantae; Streptophyta; Magnoliopsida; Arecales; Arecaceae. The record is from RefSeq and is a predicted model, not a curated record. Gene Ontology annotation, molecular function: calcium ion binding.
CUGCUUGGUUCAAGAAAGAAAACGAAACAGGACUUCUUCUCUUUCUUAAUAUUCUCGAGAGUGUAGGGAAAGAGAGAUAGUGAUGGCGGAGGAAGGGGAUCGGACGGCGGCGGGGGAGAUGGUGUACGAGGACUUGAUGCCGACGAUGGCGGAGAAGCUGGAGGCGGAGGAGUUCGUGAGGGAGCUGUGCGGGGGGUUCAGGCUUCUGGCGGACGCGGGGAGGGGGCUGAUCACGGCGGAGAGCCUGCGGCGGAACGCGGCGGCGCUGGGGAUGGCGGGGAUGACGGCGGAGGACGCGGCGGCGAUGGUGAGGGAGGGGGAUCUCGAUGGCGACGGGGCGCUCAACGAGACGGAGUUCUGCAUCCUGAUGGUGCGGCUGAGCCCCGGGAUGAUGGAGGACGCCGAGGCCUGGCUCGAGAAAGCGAUCGCCAGGGAGCUCGUCAGACCCUCAUCUUCCGUCUAAUUUUAAACAAUUUGAAUUAAAACAAAACAUGGUGAAGAAAAUAGAUUCAAUCGAGUCCUUUUGUUCUGUAUGCUUAGAUUUGAAAUUAUAUUUGGUGGUUCAGUGGAUAGAGUCUUUUUUUUUUUUUUUUGCCUCCAAGCACCAUCGCACUGGUUUUCAUUAGCAUUUUAGUUUUAACAAGAGAUCUCCGAACAUGGAAGUUGCAGAGAGGCCGCAUCUUGGAUUUAUCAAAUUAUUAGAUCAGAUACCUGACUGACUGAGGAUAAUAGGUUACUCAGAUUUUCUUGAUGCUUUGCCUUGUCCUCUCUCUUUCUAACAAAUCUUGGCAAAAAUUGUUGGAUAAUUUAUGUUGGAUUUAUAUAAAUCUGAUGCUUUGCCUUGUCCUCUCUCUUUCUAACAAAUCUUGGCAAAAAUUGUUGGAUAAUUUAUGUUGGAUUUAUAUAAUCUUGCAGAAUACUGCUUUAAAUC